UUUCCGUUUUCAUCCAAGGUCAUCUUUCUUCAUCAGAACAUCACUCCUUCAAAGUGUCUUGUGAUAAAAAUGUUGCAGAAUUAAAGCACUUUUGGAGAAGUACAGGCCUUUGUCCAGCAGCUCCACAUCAAGAGGACUACAGCUAUUUCUUGAGUGAGGAUGAGAAGCAGAACCUGGCCCUGAUUGGGUCCGUCCCAAGAGAUGGCAUCAAGCAAGUCCGCAUUCAUUGGUUGCUGGAUCUGGUUAAAAUCAACUCAAUUGAAGGAUCCAUCAUCAACUACAACUUUACCCUUUUGGACCAACUGGUUGAUGUGUUACAUUCCAAUGGUCUUCAGCCUGGCUUUGAACUGAUGGGGAACCCAUCGGACUGGUACAACGACUUUGAGAACAGGACCCAGAUCUUCGCCUGGCGGGACUUGGUCCAGCUCAUAGCCAAGAGAUAUGUAGAUCGUUAUGGCCUUUCUCAGGUCGCUGAAUGGAACUUUGAAUCCUGGAAUGAACCUGAUCAUGGAGACUUUGAUAAUCUCAAUUUUACAGUACAAGGAUUUCUGAAUUACUAUGACGCAUGCUCUGAGGGCCUCAAGGCCGCCCAUCCGAGCCUGAGGUUAGGUGGCCCUGCAGACAGCUGUAGAGAACCGACCACAAAGCAACCUGUCAAGAAAAGCUGGGCCUUAAUGGAUCACUGUGUCAAUGGUAUGAACUAUUUCACCAAGGAGAAAGGCGUUAGGCUGGACUAUAUCUCCCUGCAUCUUAAGGGUGGAGGUGCAUCGCUGUCAAUUCUCUCCCAAGAGCUUGCCAAGAUAUCAGAAAUUCAGUUAAAGCACCCUUCUUUAACAACGACACCAUUCUACAAUGAUGAGGCUGAUCCCCUGGUGAACUGGAGCAGGCCGGAAUGGUGGAGAGCAGACGCUGCGUAUGCUGCCAUCGUUGCCAAGAUCAUUCUUCAACACCAGAAUAAGAUGAUUAGAGAACACACGGACAUCAGCUAUGAGCUCCUCAGCAACGACAAUGGGUUCCUCAACUGGCACCCCAACUACUUCGACCAGCGCACCCUUGUCACCCGCUUCCAGAUGAACGAGACGAAGCCCCCUAGUGUUCAGACCAUCAAGAAACCUGUCCUGAGCAUCAUGGGAUUGCUCUCUCUCCUCGGAGAGCAGCAGGUGGAGGUUGAUGACCUUUCAUAUCGUGUCAAAGGAGGAGCAGUUUCAGCUGGAGAUGUUGAUGUCCUUGCUACCAUCCACACUCCAACUCAAUCUAGAGGAUCUGACAGUUGGCAAGCUAGUAUCCUCAUACACAACAGUGCAGACACAGAUAACGUCACUGGUACUGAUAGCAUUCAGCUUGAAGUCGGUGGUGUCAACCCAGCUCUUACAACAAAUGUGGCAGACUUAGCUGGUGACCUGGUUUAUGUUGAAUACCUUCUUGAUAAUGCACAUGGAAAUCCCUCAGCCUUCUGGAGAAAGUAUGAUUCACCAGUCUAUCCUACCAGACAGCAGUUCAAGGAGAUGAGACAAAACCAGGAACCAGUUCGAAUUGUUGGACCACAGACAUUCACCCCUCCAAGCAUGACAUUCAGUAUUUCACUCAACAAACCAGGAGUCAUCCUCAUCCAUAUAUGUGCUAGAUCUGCAUCACCUCCUGAAAAGGUAACAGGUCUACACCUUCAUCAGUACACCCCAUCAGAUGUUCUAGUGAUCUGGGAUGAUUCUAAUAUCACAACUCGCUGUAUACUUACCUAUGAAGCCGAGUAUUCUUCCACAGGGAGUGAGGGAACAUAUAAGCGAAUCAACGCCGUCGAUCUCAUCUUCACUGCAUUUGUAUAUUCACCUGAUCAGGAAAAGAAGGGUGCUUCAAGUCUCAUCAGUGGCUGGUAUCGUGUGAGGGCGGUAGACUACUGGAAUCGAGUCGGGCUUUAUUCUAAUCCCAUACAACUCCAAACCCAAACUCCAUUUACCUGAGCUUUGCUCAACUCUAUCCUUUUACAGUACAUAUUUGAUGUGCAUCUAACAUUAAAUUCUCCAUUUUUAACAAAGAAAUUUCCAGGAAAACAUUAAAGGAAAACUAAUCACUUGUUUAAUGGCAGAUUUUCUUCAGAAUAUAUGAUAUAUUAAUAUACAUAUGUAUUGUAUAGAAUUAUAACUCAUCAUGUUAACUUUUUUCAAGAUAUUUACAUUUGUUGUUUAUUUUUGUAUCUAAGAGAGUAAGACUUCAUCAUGAUAAAAUGUUCAUAUUCAUACCUGCGAAUGUUUUGUAUUGGAUUUUAACUCAUAUUUAUUUUCUUAAGAUUUGUCCCUUUUUAUCCAUUAAUAGCUUAGAUGUGGACAUGGAAAUAUAUUCAUGAGAAAUAAGUACUUAUAAAUAAAGUGUAGAAAUGAAAACGACAUUUAGAAAUGGCAAUUCCUUAGGCUGAAAGA
Strongylocentrotus purpuratus (purple sea urchin) is the source of this 2414-nucleotide messenger RNA. Its product is annotated as alpha-L-iduronidase-like. Gene Ontology annotation, molecular function: L-iduronidase activity. Lineage: Eukaryota; Metazoa; Echinodermata; Echinoidea; Camarodonta; Strongylocentrotidae. The transcript has 14 exons. The record is from RefSeq and is a predicted model, not a curated record. Gene Ontology annotation, biological process: carbohydrate metabolic process. Bases 351 to 1958 code for a protein of 535 amino acids.